AUGUUGGAUACAAAGAAAAAUCGACCGAGUUGUCCGGAGACGGAUCAAGAAUUGGAAAAAGUGAGAGCCAACGCAAAACAAGAACAAUCCCAGACGGCCAAACUUCUCACAACUUGUCAAGAUACCUUGUUGAAAGCGAACUUUGAUCACGAGAAAAAUCACACAACUUGCUUGGAAAAGCACCAGCAAUUGAAGAAAGAGAAAGAUCAACAAAUUGAGAAAGUGACAGGUGCUUGUGAAGCUGUGAAAGGAACGUUGAAGACAUGUGAGGCAAACAAUAAGGCGCUGAAAGCAGAACAUGGCAGGGCAAACCUCUCCCCAAACACCUCCAAAUCAACCGAUAUUGAAGCGAAAUGCGAAAAUUCUCAUUGGACAUACUACAACGAAACAAAUUCCUGUUAUUUUUACCAGAAUUUGAGCUACAAUGACAGGGGAGAGUUGAACACGUAUCUCAGGGAAACCGCUGAAAGCAAUUAUCUGAUCCUUUCCGACGUGAAAGCCGCGAAUUCAUACGCUCAACCAGACAAUGCUUGUAGAGGUUCAAAGUUCUAUGCCUGGUGUGGUCUUCAAUGGGUUAAUCAAGUCCAUAAAUGGACUGACGGCACUCCAUACGAUUAUUCGCUUUUUCGACCAUCCCCGGAUGAUGCGACUGUGUUUCAUGCGAUUUAUCUUAUGUGCAAUGAUGUCUCAAAUGUCAACACUACCUACCUUGUCUACUAUACUAUAAAUUUACGCGCGGCUCACGGAAGAUAUGUUUGCAAGAAACCGGCCAAUGAU
Molecule: messenger RNA, 777 nt
Organism: Mesorhabditis belari
Lineage: Eukaryota; Metazoa; Nematoda; Chromadorea; Rhabditida; Rhabditidae
Source: the annotation of a GenBank genome assembly